Messenger RNA from Parastagonospora nodorum SN15, 978 nucleotides. RefSeq lists its product as hypothetical. The coding region runs from base 1 to 978 and encodes 325 amino acids. The transcript has 2 exons. The record is from RefSeq and is a predicted model, not a curated record. Lineage: Eukaryota; Fungi; Ascomycota; Dothideomycetes; Pleosporales; Phaeosphaeriaceae.
AUGGGUUCCGUUCUUGGGAUCGUGGACACAAUUACGAACCCGUUGGUUAUAGCAUUGACGAACGCAUGCGUCCUUGCGAAAAGACUUCACGAAUUGGAAGUGGAUCAUUAUCCUAGCAGUCCCAUCGAUGCCCUAAGCCGUGUUCUUCUAAGUGGACAGGAACAACGUUCCCCCGAGAUACUUCAGUACGCUUCGACAUGGCUUUGCCAUUCCCUCGCAUGUUCUGUGUUCAAAGCAUUGGAACAGGGGCGCCGAAGCCAAUACGAGGGCAGUCAUUCGCGUUCUGACCAUCUCGAUUGCACCAGUGAAGAAUUUGCGGACUUGUCAAUCAACCAUCAUAAGCAAGAAUCCAAGGGCAUCGAUGAGUUGCUCGCUCUAUUUGAGGAAAUUCAGGUCACACUUCCAAAUGAGUCAUGGCCACAAUGGGCUAAACAUCCGCGGAAGUUCGACUUGAGAAUACAUGUAGAAUAUUUGAAAAAGCUGGCUCGUUUAGGACGGCAAGGUAUCGAGAGAGAGAACGCAAUCGCCUAUUCCCUCCCACCUGCGAGACAAACAUCUUUCCUACAAUUUCUCGGGACAGAAAUGCAGAGCUUAAUGGGCCUGCCUGUGACUCUUACCCAGUUCUUCAAACAGGCACUUCAAGCUCUAGAGAGGGAAGUCGUCUGGCCUGAAUACCCACUAAAGACGAAAUCAAUGCUGCAACCAGCCCUGUUCCAACCCGAAAAUCAAGAACUCUACACGCAAUUCACCAUCAUGGUCAAGUCGGAACUUGCGUGGCGAAAGGAUUUUGUUACAAGUAUGGGAUUCUUUGGUCAUGGCCCGAAAUGGCUUAUGGGUAGAGAAACAGUGAUGCUAGUAUGUGGUGCAAAUGUACCAUACGUCUUCACGCCGCUAGAAGUGGACCAGAGAGCCCAGGCAAAUGAAAUCAGGGCCGAACUAGAUGCGAACGAUGAGAAGUACUAUGAAACAAGAAAUUAA